AUGUCGCGAAACGCGGUGCUCACGGAUGAGCAAAGCAAAUUAAAUGCGCGACUGGAGGCGCAUAUGGUCUACAUAUGCCCGGAAUGUGGCAAAGCCUUUCGCACCCAGGCCGAAUGGCGUCAACAUUUGAACACCAGACACGAUUAUCUCAAAAAGACGUACUCCGAUUUUAAUUUCAUACAAAUCGACGAUAGAUUCCAUGAGUGCCAGCUGUGCUUUAAGUGGGUGGAGAAUGCACACAAAACAAUCGCCUUACUCCAAUAUCAUUACUUUAUGCAUCUGGACCAUCGGGAAACUUAUCGCUGCGUGCACUGCCGGAUGGCGUACACAAGACGCCGGGCUCUGAAUGUGCAUUUGCUGGAGACGCACAUGCGGGAGAUCGAACAAUAUGAAAAUAAAUUGCGCCAUUUAAAAAAGCAGCAGGAGCAGAAGCAGGGAGCACCUAAGCAGCAGAGAACACCUAAGCAGCAGGGAACACCGAAGCAACAGGGAGCACCUAAGCAGCAGGGAGUGCCACUAAAACAAGGAGCGGGUGCAGGUGCACUAAACAGGCAAAUAGCACCUAAGAGGCCUAGAGGAAGACCUCCGAAGGUGACACGCCCCACAGCUCCUAUUGAGAGAGAGUCUCGCCAGCGCAAGGAUUUGCUGCAGAAGGCAUUAAUGGACAUUGAUUUGCAGCCGGAGGAGCCUUCAAGCACCACCAAAUCAAAGCCCAAUGCCAGCGAAUUGGCUUUGGAUCGUUGUUUAAAUGCCUACGAGGAUAUUGUGCGCAACGAGUGUAAACGACAACCCGACAAUGACUUCAUGGACUCACAGCUUGAUGCAUUCUGUAAGGAGUUCUUUGAAGAGACGAUCGAAGAAUGCGAACCUGCUGAGCCAUCGACCCCAAGCAAACAAAGCGAUGAGAAUAAGGAAAUGGUUAUUAUUGAAAUUGAUGCGCUUGGUGAGGAGGAAGUGGAUCAAUUGCAAAAGGAAAUGCAAACAGAUAGAAACGAAGCAUAUGAGACACCCUCGCCAGAAGCGAAGCGAAGACGUGUCUCCACGCCCACCGAACGCGAUACCGUCUCCGAUGUCACCGGUUAUAUGAAGCUAAUCUCGUUUCUGUGUCCAAAGUGCGGCAAAGAGAUUAUAUCUAUGGACGAUUGGCGUACACAUGUUUUUGAAAAGCACGAUUUCGAGCAUUUCAUCGAGAACAGUUUCGAAAUACUGGAGUCGGGACGUGGGAGCAGGUGUCGGACAUGUCGGGAAGUACAGCCCACCACAAAACGGUCGGCACUCGAAAAACAUUGCUUCAAUCAUUUGCCCUACCGAUCCUAUUUAAAAUGCACAUUGUGCGAGCGCACAAAGACCAGCAUGUCCAAAAUGAUAAAUCACAUACGACACAAUCAUCAGGAGGAGUUGCAGCGCAAAAAUAAAACGCAGUUGCUCAUCAAGCCCGAACCCAAAUGGUCAAGUCCCCAAAGAUCAGCGGCAGCCUCUUACGAAAGUAAUCAGUCUUUUGAAAAUACAAAUGAAAAGCUUGCCUGCCCCAAAUGCCACAAAUCCUUUAAGGUUACUUGGCGACUGUACCGUCACAUGGAUAUGUGCCAAGUACCGGGUAUUUAUGAUAAACAUGCUGAGAUUUUGUUGCAACAUUUAGCGGAGGGUCGCAAACGCAUAAAUACUCUAUGGGCGGAAUUGAAAAGUCAGAGUCGUUAGGAAUUAUUACAAUGAUGUGGAAAUAUGUUAGGCACAAAAUAAUAAAAGCAAACAAAAAGCAA
Scaptodrosophila lebanonensis is the source of this 1760-nucleotide messenger RNA. RefSeq lists its product as uncharacterized. Gene Ontology annotation, cellular component: chromosome. The coding region runs from base 1 to 1698 and encodes 565 amino acids. NCBI's taxonomy places the organism in Eukaryota, Metazoa, Arthropoda, Insecta, Diptera, Drosophilidae. Gene Ontology annotation, biological process: regulation of transcription by RNA polymerase II. The record is from RefSeq and is a predicted model, not a curated record. The transcript has a single exon. Gene Ontology annotation, molecular function: chromatin insulator sequence binding.